This is a messenger RNA of Lobosporangium transversale, 1113 nucleotides long. RefSeq names its product GTP cyclohydrolase II-domain-containing protein. Gene Ontology annotation, molecular function: GTP cyclohydrolase II activity. The transcript has 3 exons. The record is from RefSeq and is a predicted model, not a curated record. Gene Ontology annotation, biological process: riboflavin biosynthetic process. NCBI's taxonomy places the organism in Eukaryota, Fungi, Mortierellomycota, Mortierellomycetes, Mortierellales, Mortierellaceae. The coding region runs from base 1 to 1113 and encodes 370 amino acids.
AUGAACCCAUUCUUCUUUAGAAGCCAUGCCCAUGCUCACUCUCACUCUCACUCUCGCCAUCAUGGAAGCAAACAUGCUCACCAUGCUUACCCUGAUACUUCUGACAGCCUACAGACUCCUGUUCCUCGUCGACCAUCAAUCCAGAUCGACAAUCCUUCUCCUUCAAAGCCAGUACCAAUGGCUUCGUCCCUUUCAACAUCCGCCGUUCCAACAAUCGUUUCAUACAACACUCCUCCUGCCACUCCGCCAUUGGCAAAAGACGAAGAACCUACUGGCAUUGCUUGGUGCACCGCUAGGGCUAGAAUCCCUACACCCGAUGGAUCUGAAUAUUUCUUGCAUAUCUAUGAAAACUCCAAGGACAAGAAAGAGCAUCUGGCCUUUGUCUUUGGGGAUGCGAUCCGAAGCAAGAGUUUAGACAAGGUUCGCUGGAACGAGACAGAGAUGGAUAGGAUCAAGCGUGGGGCAUAUACCGGGCGUUUGCGCAACACAGACUCUUCUUCAUUGGGCACUGAGUUCACCACAGCCUCAACUGAGACAACAGGAUCAACAGCAUCUUUGAUUCCCUUAGUACGUAUUCAUUCUGAAUGCUUCACAGGUGAGAUCGGGCACUCGGCCCGUUGCGACUGUGGAGAGCAAUUGGACGAGGCCAUCCGAUUGAUGAAGGCCGAAGGAUCCGGUGUUGUGGUCUAUCUUCGUCAGGAAGGUCGCGGCAUUGGUCUUGCGGAAAAAUUAAGGGCAUACAAUCUUCAAGAUCUAGGAUAUGAUACAGUAAUGGCAAACUUGAUGUUGGACCGUGGAGCAGAUGAACGUACCUAUGAUGUUGCUCAGGCGAUUCUUGAGGAUUUGGGACUAAACCAGAUCCGGCUAUUGACAAAUAACCCUGAUAAGAUUGAGCAGAUUGAGAAAGACAGCCAGAUCAGAGUGGUUGAGCGUGUGCCAAUGAUGCCCAAGUCCUGGGAGGCGAUUGAGCUAGGCAGAGAAAUGGAAUUUGAGGUCAAAGAAGGUGCAGUAGAGAACAAGGUAGUGAAGGGCAAAGAGCUGGAUAGAUACUUGAAGGUCAAGGUCGAAAGGAUGAGACACAUGAUAUCUAUCCCUUCCAACAUGAGCAUUUAA